Messenger RNA from Entelurus aequoreus (snake pipefish), 2029 nucleotides. RefSeq names its product 5-hydroxytryptamine receptor 3A-like. Gene Ontology annotation, molecular function: transmembrane signaling receptor activity; neurotransmitter receptor activity; extracellular ligand-gated monoatomic ion channel activity. The record is from RefSeq and is a predicted model, not a curated record. The transcript is spliced from 11 exons. Gene Ontology annotation, biological process: nervous system process; regulation of membrane potential; chemical synaptic transmission. Gene Ontology annotation, cellular component: neuron projection; synapse; membrane. The coding region runs from base 467 to 1822 and encodes 451 amino acids. Lineage: Eukaryota; Metazoa; Chordata; Actinopteri; Syngnathiformes; Syngnathidae.
ACAUGCUUCACUGAUUCGAGUAUUUGGCGAGCGCCGUUUUGUCCUACUAAUUUUGGCGGUCCUUGAACUCACCUUAGUUUGUUUCCAUGUAUAACUUUCUCCGACUUUCUAGGACGUGUUUUAUGCCACUUCUUUUUCUGUCUCAUUUUGUCCACCCAACUGUUAACGUGGUGCGUGAAGGCACAAAGUGUUACAGGACAAAUGUGCACAGCUGCGACUGGAGAGAAGAAAAACAAAACAUUUUCUCUUCUCGGACACCUCCGUCAUCCCCCAAUCAGGUGUUCCUUCUGGUCUUUAUGCCUUUAAAGCAAUAAAACCACAAUCCGGUCCUGCCCGGGAGCCAAAGCAACGCUUGAUGCAUUUCCACUUUAGUUCGUGAUGUCAUAACGUGUUCUCGGUGGGAGGGGCUUCUCGUCUCGGCGUUUUAAGGGUAAGCCACAGUGCCGCUCGCCUCGCGCAGUGACCAAUGACCAUGACCGUGACCGCCCUGCUCCUUGUCCUCGUCCUCUCAGCCGUGGUAGGGUCAGCCCGUGGCCAAACAUGCAGCUACCAGGACAUCGUGGACCACCUCAACCUGACCACGGAAGCCUACAAGUUGACCCGGCCCGUUCUGGACCACACUCGGCCCACGUCCGUGGAGCUGGCCGUCGUUCUCUACGCCAUCCUGGGCGUGAACGAGAAAACGCAAACCUUCAUCCCGUUUAUCUGGAAGUUCAUGGUUUGGAACAAUGACCACAUCUUCUGGGACCCCGCUCAGUUUUGCGGAAUCACGGAUUUUACGUUUCCCGAAGGCUUGCUGUGGAAACCGGACAUCUUCAUCGAGGAAAUGACGGAGAAGGACGACUCCCCGCCCAACCCUUACAUCGUCCUACGCCACAACGGGGUCGCCAGCUUGGAGCAGGACAUGCGGGUGGUGAGCACGUGCAAACUGGACGUGCACAAGUUCCCCUUCGACACGCAGCAGUGCAACAUGACGUUCGGCUCCAUGGCUCACGACUCCUAUCAGAUGAGAGUCAUACCCGUCUUCAACUCGUCACGGGCGACCGAGUCCACCAAAGAGAAUCUGCAAUCUCAGGGAGAGUGGGAGUUCCUGCAUUUGUCCGUCAGCAACAAGAACUUCAGCCAUGAUGGCCGUCUGUGGGACCAGCUGGUGUUCACUUUCGUCAUCAAGAGGCGCCCCCUCCUGCACGUCAUCAACUUCCUGCUGCCAAUCCUCUUCUUCCUGUGCCUGGACCUGGCCUCCUACUUCAUCCCGGACCACCGCGGCGAGAAGUUGAGCUUCAAGGUGACCGUGCUGCUCGCCAUCUCCGUGCUGCUGCUCAUCCUCAACGACAUCCUGCCCUCCAUGUCCAACAAGACCCCGCUGAUAGCCACCUACUGCAUCGUCAUUUUCGCCAUGAUGCUGCUCAGCCUGCUGGAAACCAUCCUGGUGACCCACCUGAUGGAGGGGCACGCCUUGGAGAAGCUGGCUCGGUGCACCGACAAAGCCGAGAGGAUCCCGCCGGAUGGAAACAUGACCGAAGAGCGACAAGAGGUGGGAUCUUUGGGCACGUGUACGUCCGGCAGGGAGAAACCGAACGAGAUGCUGCCCGUCCUCCAGGAGGUGAACAACAGCGUGCUCGGAGCCGAGUCGCGGGCGCUCCUGCUGAUGGUGGCCGAGCUGAAGGAGCUCCACAGGACGCUGAGCGCGCACCACAGCUGCAGGAAUGACGGCGGGAAAUCGGCGCGCUUGGCUGCCAAAAUCAACAAAGUCUUCUUCGUCUUCUACCUGCUCACCGCCGUGCUCUUCCUCUCGCUGCUCUACCUGGAGUGGACCAGUUAGGUCAGCCGUGGCCCUCAGCUAGAAUUUUAACAGCUUGCGGCAUAUGCUAAAAGUACUAUUAGAAAAGAGAAACUAUCGUAGUGGAAUAAAAGAGCAUACAGGUGGAAAGUAACCUUGCAAUGUUGACGCUAAUAAAACAAAGCUGCCUUGCAGGCUGUUUUUUCUUUAUAGCUGUCGUUGCUCAAAAUAUAAUAAUGUAAUCAAAAU